Schistosoma rodhaini is the source of this 619-nucleotide messenger RNA. The record is from the annotation of a GenBank genome assembly. Lineage: Eukaryota; Metazoa; Platyhelminthes; Trematoda; Strigeidida; Schistosomatidae.
AUCUGCUUUUUUGAUUUCUUACGGUAAGAGGUUAUUAUUAAUAUAUUUCGAGCAUUUAUACCAUUAGUCUUGACAGAUUUUUAAAAAAAAUGAUAUACCUUUUAUGCCUAUUCGCUCAACAACUUAUACCUCAUCAUAGUCACUAAAACACCUGUGAGCGACAUAACCAUGGAUUUGCCAUCAUCUUUGGUAUACAAUGCCUCAAAUACACAGGGUACACACACAGGGUACUGCACCCUUGAAAUUUCUUAAAGCUUAUGUCUUUAUUUAAAUGCUUCUAACAAGUGUCCGUUAUGGACGUUUCAUACCCUGGAAAUCAGUUCCCGGUAGCGUUUGGGGUGGUAAAGAACGUAAAAUCCCCCGUCUAACUAAUGCGCGUAAAGAAGCGUUUUUGGAUGAGCUUCUUAUUUCCCGCCAAAACCAUAUGUACCUUCAGAAACCGUAUUUCAGUGAAGAAGUUGAAGCUGCUACUCUAGCUGAUGAGAAAAUGCGUGAAUUACAAAUGGAAGACAAGUUUUUCUAUGAUCGAUACGCUAAACAAUUUGAUCGUCGUUUUCCUACGCGUAAUCUGGAAACAUUUUGGGAUAAAUUGUCAAGAACUAAACGUUAUGAUGUUUGA